UGUUCCCAAGUGCAUGGGGCAGGGAAAGGGGCCUGGUUGACCUGUGUAGUGGCCCUCAGUUUGGGGGAAGUGAUUUGCCGUUGCACUCUUGAGGUGACUUGUUAAUAAAUGUUGUCAGGGGAGUUUCAGGUUUAGAUUCCUGCACUGGGGUAGUUAAAUAGACUUGAUUUGGUAUUUUGAAUGUUUGCAAUCCGCCUUUCCUCCCUUGUCGUUCCCUCGAUGCUUCCUAUUGUCAUAUUGCAGAGGUAACAGCAGUCUCAGGCACUGAGCUGUUCCGACAGGCCCCUGUCCAAGGCCCCCUUGACCUCAGUGGAAUGGGGCUCAGCCUAGGUUCAGGGACUACAGGGGCCUUGCAGCAGGACCUAACAUGCUCUGCUCUGUGACUGAGAAUGUAGAAGAUAGCAACAUGGACAAAAAACUCCAUUACGUUAAAAAAGAGCUGCUCCGAAGGGAAAUUCCUCCAGUCUUGUUGGUGCUGCUGCUUCUUGCUGUGCUGCUCCUGAAUUUCCUUCUGUACAUGCAUCUCAACAAUUUCUCUGUCACCACCAGGCAGCCUGACGUGGACUCCAGUCUCUGCCCAUUUGGGUACUUCAGAUUAGGACCAUUGAAAAAUUGCUCGCCGUGGCUGUCUUGUGAAGCCAUAAAUACAGAAGUCAGGAAACUGAAGUGUGUUGGUGAAGGGGCUGUGAAAAAGGUCUUUCUUUCUGAAUGGAAGGAAAACAAAGUAUCCCUUUCCCAGCUCGCCAACUCAGAGCUGAAGGAUGAUUUUCUUCAUGGACUGAAGAUGAUGAAGUCUCUCCAGAGCAAGUAUGUUGUCAAACUGCUUGGCUAUUGCGAGAAGCAGUUCACAAUCCUUACCCAGUAUCAUCCGUUAGGCUCCCUGAAGAGCCUGAAUGAAAUGCUGGACCUUCCCAGAUAUAAGGGCUUGAAUACUUGGCAUCGCAGAUUCAUGCUCGCAAUAGACUAUGUGAGCAUCAUCCAUUAUUUGCACAACAGUCCUUUGGGCACCUUGGUAAUGUGUGAUUCCAAUAACUUGGACAAGGUGUUAUCGCAAUAUCUGCUGACAAGUGACUUUCAUGUUCUGGUGAAUGACUUGGAUGCCUUGCCUCUUGUGAACAAGAGUGCUGGCAGGCUGGUGAAGUGUGGCCAUCGGGAGCUCCAAGGCGAGUUUGUAGCUCCUGAACAGCUUUGGCCCUAUGGGGAGGAGGUGCCAUUUGAAGAUGACCUCAUGCCUCCGUAUGAUGAGAAGACGGACAUAUGGAAAAUCCCUGAUGUCUCCAAUUUUUUCUUGGGCCAUGUUGAAGGGAGUGAUAUUGUCAGGUUCCAUUUGUUUGACAUCCAUGCAGCAUGUAAGAAGAAGAACCCAGCUGAAAGGCCUUCCGCCCAGAUGGUCAUGGACACAUACAGGAAAAUUUUAACAUUGCUGCUCAGAGAGGCUGCCAUGCCUGGUACCAGGGAAAUGUUAUAAAUGACUAUGAGACAUACAUGUACUCUGGUUGAUGUCCUUUUAUUUAUUUAGCACCCAUUGGGUGCUAGGUCCUUUACAAACCAGUAACAGGACAAGGUCUCUACCAAAGAACAAAGGAGACAAAAUUGACACUUGUGAUGGUUUGGGAAAAGGUAAAUCUGUUUCAUGAAAAAAUGGAAAUGUUUUGACCAAAACCCCCCCAAUUUUGAGGGGUUUUAGGUUUUUUUUUAUAUCUCCCUUUUCCCUUUUUGCCACUGGAAGAGGAGGGGCAGGAGAGGAAGAUAAAGCGGGGGUGGUAUUUUUGGUUUUGAAAAAAGAAUA
Molecule: messenger RNA, 1789 nt
Organism: Chelonoidis abingdonii (Abingdon island giant tortoise)
Lineage: Eukaryota; Metazoa; Chordata; Testudines; Testudinidae
Source: RefSeq, a predicted model, not a curated record